UUCCUCUUCUCUCUCACUUUCCCUCCUCCGGUCUUCGUUCUCUCAGCUUCCUGUCCCUUCCUUUCUACGCUACAAGCUAUCCCUUCUCCCCAUCAACACCAUCACUGCCUCUGACCAAGAGAGGUCGUUCAGCAGGUGCCCAGCAAGUGUCGGGUCGUCAGAAGAACAAGCGUAUAGACUAAAGCUUGCUGGAGAACGAACGUGGUAGACGACGCCCUAUACGAAUCGAUGUCUGACACCAACUCGUUGAAGGAGACCACGCGGUCCUUGUGCCAACCAUCUUCCAGGGUGCAUACCUCUGUCGAGCCUCCGUUCAUGGGUCGCUUCCAGCCCACGGUCGUGCGUCAAAAGCCUCGUCCGGAGGUGUCCUUCGACAAGGGAGGCAGCGACUUCCGCUGCCCGAGAACUUUCAGCUGCCUGGGCCAGCAGGCCCUGUCGAGAGACGUUUAUCGCUCGGCGGGGAGGCCGGUGUUCACGAGACAGGACAGGUGGCACGUGCCUGGCGACAAGUUCAGAGCGCACGGGGGAACGCCGAUCUCGUCUCUGGGCAACCAGCCCACGUCCACCAGGACCUCGGCCGGUCGGGCGCACUUCGGGACUUCUACCCGUAGUAGCGCCAAGAAGAUGUACGCGCUCUGGUCUGUCGGGCAGCAACGAUGACGGCGCCGUGUGCACAUGUGCGUGUUGUCCCUUGUAGUCGGUCGCAUGGCUAGAACGGCAGUCAAAUCGGGCCAACUGUAGAUAGGUAUUGGCGCACAUCAUGGCAGCUUGACUGACGUUAACAAUGUCGGACUAUGAGCCACUGCCAACAGUAGGAAAUAUUGAGGCAAGGACCGAACCAUAUGUGUCGUAACGCCUGAAACGGGAAGGGUCGGCUGAGUUGAUGGUCGUUUUUGACUUGUGCUCGUGUGCUCGUAUACGACUUGAAAAGCACCCAAGUGCUUCAUAUCGCAGGGAGAGAUCGGAACACUUGACUAUCUCACCAUGUAGGUGGUGGAUAUCAAGUGUAUUCAUUUCUUUGAUUUGGCCGGCCAGCCAGCGGCAAUACCGAUGGCGAUGGGAUGACUGCUGUGAAAAGCAGGAAAACACAGGCUUAAUGGGUUCAUUUUUUCU
Molecule: messenger RNA, 1113 nt
Organism: Ectocarpus sp. CCAP 1310/34
Lineage: Eukaryota; Phaeophyceae; Ectocarpales; Ectocarpaceae
Source: the annotation of a GenBank genome assembly